CAAUAAUGUUGAAGAAGCCUGGAGGAUGAGGGUGGCAAUAUUUAGCACAUAUCUAUGGCUUAAGUGAUCUAAGAGGCAAUUUUAUUAAGGUUGAUUGUGUAGAAAACUGGUUCAGACAGAUUGAAAAGAUUAAGAUGCUGCUGGAGAAAAAGGGUUCUGAAUUAGGACUAAGCGCUUGGAUAGGAAAAAAAAAAUUUUUGAGGAUGGAUACAUCAUAUUCAGGGAAAAUGUUUUUUUUUUUUCUAGGCAAAAGGAAUUCUAAUUUUUGGAAAAAUAUUGCACAUUAAGUUCUUUAGAAUUAUUUGACAUAUUAUUAUAAAAUCAGUUUGGUCCUCAGUAUUUUGAAUUUAUUAAUUGACUAAACGUUCAGGAUCAAAAUAUACAUUCUUUCAUUUGUAAAUUUGGAAGGAAGGAGAUAAUAUGAAAUUUCAGUAUCAGUUUAUAUUUAUGUUAAAUAUAAAAAUUUGUGCUUUCUAAUUUUUUAAUAUGUCAAUAGGAAACUAUAUAUGAUGGAAUUGAACUUCUCAGCAUUUAUGAGUACGUUAUUUACUUCAGUAAACCUUUAUUUUCCUGAAAGUAUCGAUCCUUCAUUGAAAACUACUGAUAUUCCACAAUCUUCUAUAUCGAGUGAAUAUGACUUUAUAAUUGUUGGAGCGGGAUCUGCAGGUAGUGUAGUAGCAAAUAGACUAACAGAAAACCCAAAUUGGAAUGUUCUAUUGAUUGAAGCUGGAUUUGACGGAAAUCCCAUAUCCGAUGCCCCGUUUUUAAGUUUGCGUACUUAUAAUACAGAAAUAGAUUGGAAUUAUACCACAAUACCACAAAAGAACGCUUGUUUAGGUAGAGAUGGGCGGUGUCAAUAUCCAAGAGGACGUGCUAUGGGAGGCUCAAGUACUAUCAAUGCAAUGUUUUAUGUGCGCGGAAAUGCUGCAGAUUACGAUGGAUGGGCUGCUCUUGGUAAUCCUGGAUGGAGUUACAAUGAUGUAUUACCUUACUUUAUAAAAUCAGAAAACAACACAGAACCAUCUUUGGUAAAUUCCUCUUUUCAUGGAACUAACGGACCCCAACACGUCCAAUAUCCAAACUUCGUGUCUCCCUUGAGGGAACGUUUUGUUCAAGCUGCUGAAGAAUUUGGAAUGCAAAGAGGUGAUUUUAAUGGAGAACGGCAAGAUGUUGUAGGUUAUGCUCAGGCAACUAUUAAUGGUCCUAUAAGAGCGGAUACUGCUAGAGGUUACUUAGAUCCUAUUAGGGAUAGAAAAAAUCUUAAUAUCAUUAAGGGUUCGACAGUAACCAGAAUCAUAUUCAAUAAUAAAGUCGCUGAAGGUGUGGAAUAUUACCGAUAUGGAAGUAUGUAUAGAGUAAGUGCUAGAAUGGAGGUCAUUUUAUCUGCUGGUUCUAUAAAUACUCCACAGCUUUUGAUGCUCUCUGGGAUUGGUCCCAGCGAUGAACUAAAAAGGCAUAAUAUACCAAUAGUGCAAGAUUUGCCUGUUGGGGAGCAUUUACAAGAUCAUUUGCGUUUACAUAUAUAUUUUGAAAUAAAUUUAAACGACACUCUAACAAGUGAUGUUUGGGAAACAACUGGAAGUAUAGAAGAAUACACUAAGGAUAGAAAUGGGCCUUUAACAACGACUGGAGGUGAGGCAAUGGCAUUUUUCAGUACAACAAACAGUUCUGAGCUACCUGAUAUGCAGGUCACGUGGGUCAAUCAUUUGGCGGAUAUUAUUGAACCUCAACACAGGAAUAUUAUCACGACUUUGUUGUGCAACGUGAAGCCAUUUAGCGUAGGAAGUGUUAAAUUGAGGAGUGCCAAAUGGUACGACCCACCUCUGAUUGAUCCAAACUAUUUCUCUGAUCAUAGAGAUUUUGAAUCUUUUCAAAGAGGCAUGGAAUAUUUGUUUCAAUAUAUGAAAACUCCAACGAUGUCUAAACUCGAACCAACCCUAUACACUGAGGUUCAACCUGAGUGUCAAGGAAUGGCAGUGGAAGAAUUUAUUCCUUGUGUCAUUACUCAUUACACUGCUACAAUUUUUCAUCCAGUAAGUACCGCAAGGAUGGGCCAAGAAGGAGACGCUGUAGUCAAUUCUUAUCUUCAAGUUUAUGGCAUUAGUAAGUUGAGGGUUAUCGAUGCCUCAAUUAUGCCAUUCAUAGUUCGUGGCAACACUAAUGCACCAGCUAUUAUGAUUGGUGAAAAGGGUUCAGAUAUUAUUAAAGCAUUUUAUAAAGACUAAUUAUUAAUUCACUCAAUUCAUC
Molecule: messenger RNA, 2247 nt
Organism: Nezara viridula (southern green stink bug)
Lineage: Eukaryota; Metazoa; Arthropoda; Insecta; Hemiptera; Pentatomidae
Source: the annotation of a GenBank genome assembly